UGUACAAUAAAUGUGUUCUCGUUUCGAAAUCGUACAACAAACAAGAUUCUUGCACCACGUGCUGUUUUUAUCAAGUAAAAUGAACAACAAUUAUCGUCGAAAGAGGGAGGCAGCCAUGGAAAGAAAACGAAAACAUGACUCGGAGAGCUCGGACUCAGAAUUUUCUGAUAGUUUUGAUUUGCGAUUGGACGAGGAGUUCAAUGAAAUUAUUAAGAGAAUCAAAAUUGAAAAAAGCAACAACAAAGUCGAAGUGAAACCAUGUUCAAGUUCGACCUCAGGCAAUUCAAACCAAUCAAACGAAUCAAACCAAAACGGCGGACAGAACAAUCGAAGUACAAAUGUUAUAUGGCGAAGCCCAUUGGAGUUCUUAAAAUCUACAAUUUAUCGUCAGCAGUAAUUUUGUUAUUUGAAUUUUGACCGUUCCACAAAUCAUUAUUUUUUGUUAUUAUUUUUU
Messenger RNA from Bradysia coprophila, 454 nucleotides. RefSeq lists its product as uncharacterized. The record is from RefSeq and is a predicted model, not a curated record. Lineage: Eukaryota; Metazoa; Arthropoda; Insecta; Diptera; Sciaridae.